AUGUUGUCGCCGCCGAUUGCUAGGAUAUUGACAGGUAGCCUGUUUGGUUGCUUGUCCUGUAUCAAGUCCGCGGAUCUCCCUGGGCGCAAGAGAGCCAUAUUAGUCGCCUCCCUUUUCGCUAUCGUCGGAGGCGCGCUUCAAGCAGGAAGCGUCGAUGUCGGCAUGUACCUCUUCUCUCGCUUCGUGACAGGGCUUGGAGCGGGAUCGCUGGUCGUUCUCGUUCCCCUGUACCAAUCCGAGAUUGCCCCGCCUCGUAUCCGUGGUCUUCUCGUGGGCAUGCAUGGUGUUAUGAUCUGCGUUGGGUAUGCCCUUGCCAGCUGGAUCGGCCUCGGCUUCUAUUUUGUCAAUGCAUCCGGCGCCCAAUGGCGACUUCCUCUAGCCAUCCAGUGUCUAGCUCCGCUGUUGCUAGCCAUGGGAGUCUCCUUUCUCCCCGAGUCUCCUCGCUGGUUGCUCGACCAAGACCGCUACGUGGAUGCACUGAGUUCUUUCGAAGCUGUCCGCGCCGAGUCGGACGACUCGAUCAUUCACAACCGUGAGGCCAUUUGGCCGAAUUUGAACUUCUCCGGGCACAUGUCCAGCAGGAAACGUCUAUGGGACACCGUUUUCGGGAUCUUUUCCAAUCUCCGUCUAUGCGCAGACGCUGCCUUGUUGGACUACGGGUCUAGUCUCUACGAGGCGCUCGAUUUCUCCGUUGUAUCGCAACUUCUCAUUCAAUGUGGCUGGGUUACGGUCUGCCCUGUGGGAAAUCUGAUCAAUUCCUUGCUAGUUGACCGAGUUGGACGCACUCGGCUGCUUUCAAUCGGCUUUUCGGGCAUCAUUGUCGCUCUGAUUGGAGAAUGCAUCGCCGUCAGCCGCUUCCAGAGUACAGGUUCAAGGGCAAUGGCCAGCCUUGCCGUCUUCUUUCUCUUUAUGCACAUUGCCUGUUUCUCCACCACUUCAGACGCGACCUCUUACAUCUAUGCAUCCGAAAUCUUUCCGACAGCCCUCCGUGCCAAGGGCUUGGCAGUCUCUACUCGCCAGCAGUCGCUCGAAGACAUCGGUGGUCUAUUCGGAGAUAAGGCUGAUCUGGACGAGAAUGAGAAGGCUACCGAAGUCAGGACUGAGUACAUGGUCCCGAGGAUACCGCGGUAA
Messenger RNA from Grosmannia clavigera kw1407, 1131 nucleotides. Its product is annotated as major facilitator superfamily transporter sugar. Lineage: Eukaryota; Fungi; Ascomycota; Sordariomycetes; Ophiostomatales; Ophiostomataceae. Gene Ontology annotation, cellular component: membrane. Bases 1 to 1131 code for a protein of 376 amino acids. The transcript has 5 exons. Gene Ontology annotation, biological process: transmembrane transport; carbohydrate transport. Gene Ontology annotation, molecular function: carbohydrate:proton symporter activity. The record is from RefSeq and is a predicted model, not a curated record.